AUGACCUUUUCUUAACAAUUUGAUGGAGCAGAAUGGAGGAUAAUCUACGAGUUAAUGUCCAGGAAUAUCAAGAACUUGCUAAGAAAUUAAUUCUGAAAAAAGGUCAUUACACGCUAAGAACAAUAAUGUGCGAGCUACUGAAUUUACAAUCAAGCAAGGGUGGUUGCAUACUGGUGAUAUUGGAUACUUUGAUGAGGGGGGUCAGCUUUUCGUAGUUGAUAGACUUAAAGAACUGAUUAAGUACAAAGGUUUUCAGAUUGCACCUGCCGAGCUUGAAGGGCUACUUCUGUCUCAUCUAGAAAUUAUGGAUGCUGUUGUUAUCCCGUUACCCAAUGCUAAAGCUGGUGAAGUUCCUAUUGCCUACAUCGUAAGGUCCCCCGACAGUUCUUUGACUGAAGUUGAUGUUCAGAAAUUUAUUGAAAAGCAGGUUACGACCACGAGUCCUACAGGGACACACAAAUUAGCCAAUCCAAAAGGAGAGGUGGCCACAGCAAGAGCUGCCGCAGCAUGUAACACCAUAAUGUGGCUCUGACAUUGGUGGUGGCUAUGAGCUUUAUGUUGAUGAAGCCAAGCCAAGAGGCGACGACCAGCGUGGUGGUGGUAGAUCUGGUGGCCGUUCUGGUGGGAGAUUUGGUGACCGUUCUGGUGGCCGACGUGGUGGUGGUAGAUUUGGUGAAAGAUCUGGGGCAGGGAUGGUGGCGGCAGAUUCGAUGGCCGACGCGGUGGUAGGGAUGGCGGCCGUGGACGCGGUGGCCGUGGCUUUUUGAGAGCGCCUAGAGGGGGGGUGAAUAGGUGAUCCUGUAAAACUUGAAACUUAAGCCACAAAAACUUGGUUAAGCGUUAGCAC
Molecule: messenger RNA, 847 nt
Organism: Zea mays
Lineage: Eukaryota; Viridiplantae; Streptophyta; Magnoliopsida; Poales; Poaceae
Product: 4-coumarate--CoA ligase-like 1
Exons: 6
Coding region: 305-532 (75 amino acids)
Source: RefSeq, a predicted model, not a curated record